Acanthochromis polyacanthus (spiny chromis) is the source of this 2753-nucleotide messenger RNA. Its product is annotated as thrombomodulin. The transcript has a single exon. Gene Ontology annotation, molecular function: extracellular matrix binding; calcium ion binding; transmembrane signaling receptor activity. The coding region runs from base 70 to 1230 and encodes 386 amino acids. Gene Ontology annotation, biological process: cell migration. NCBI's taxonomy places the organism in Eukaryota, Metazoa, Chordata, Actinopteri, Pomacentridae. Gene Ontology annotation, cellular component: extracellular matrix; external side of plasma membrane; membrane. The record is from RefSeq and is a predicted model, not a curated record.
AGGUAGCCACAGGCUCUGAAUUCUCCAACACUUAAGACAGCCAACAUUUUAACUCUGCUGCUUGACAACAUGGCCUGCUUGCAACUGAGAGUGUUUGUGCCAGUAAAGUUAAUGAAAAGGAGUUUUUUGAUGUCAGCAAUGUUUUUAUUAUGCCUUAAGACAGGAUUUGGCAUGAAGCAGGCUGGCACCUGUAGGCCUGUUUGUAUUGGAAGUGAUUGCAUAACUGUCAACCUGGACAGAGUGGAUUUUAAAACAGCUGAGGAAGCUUGCCAGCACAGCAAUGGAGAAUUUUUGACAUUGCAGUCUGAGACUGACAUGCAUAUCUUUGGUAUUUUGAGUCAGGAACUGUUAGGAGGCUUCUGGAUUGGAUUGCGUUUACCAGCUGGUGCCUGCAGCAACCUCUCAGAUCCACUGAGAGGCUAUGAGUGGACGUCUGAUAAUGUGGACAGGAGCUUCAUUCCUUCCUUCAACACCUGGAAAGACAGCGUUAAACUCUGCUCUCCACACUGCGUGUCACUUUCAAAUGAUCAAAAAUGGACAGAGAGGCUGUGCUCGGACAAAACUGAUGGGUUUCUGUGCAAAGCAAAGCACAAAGAUGCUUGCCAGGCACAAGAGGUAUCAGAUCCAGUUGUUUUCCAAGACCCUAAAGGCUGCUUCAAUGGUCCUUGUGAACACACAUGCAAUGCCGUAAAGGGUGGUUACACAUGCUCUUGUUUCAGUGGAUAUAUCCCAGACAGCUUAGACCCCACACGGUGCAAAAUGUUGUUAUAUUGUGCACAGGAGAAAUGUCCUGCAAUAUGUGAAAGCGAGUCAUGUUACUGUCCUGAAGGCUUUCUGAGAAGUGAUCAAAUUUGUGAAGACAUCAAUGAAUGUGAGAUGAAUGAAUGUGAUCAUGAGUGUAAAAACACUUUUGGGAGUUUUGUGUGUUCCUGCCGGAAAGGAUAUGUACUCAAAGAUCAAGGCAAAUGUAUUAAAGCAAAAAACAGUGAACAUUUGGUCGUCACAACUCCUGUCGCUGUAGGAUUUGUUAAACCGGCCGCCAACAACACACUGAAGGGUUCUUCUGACUUUACGGGACGUUUUCUCUGGAUUUGGAUUGUAGUUGCUGUGGCUGUGUUAGCGGGAAUAUUUGUGAUUAGGUUUCAUGUUGUAAAGCGUCAGAGGAGCAGAGAACAGAAUUCUACCCAACAGUCUGCUGUUAUUGCUCCGAUGGACAAUAUCGGCUGCUAAAUGAUGAACGCUGAUUGUGGCUCUUUACAGUUUGGGAGAAUUGUGGAUUCUGUGCUGCUUUAAAUCUUGGAUCUACAUCCAACUAAUGCAUUGUAAAGUAAACAGAGAAGGAAAUAAGUUAAGCAGAAAUUCAGGGCGUUAUUUAACGUAGCUAUUGUGGAAGUAAAUGGAAUGGCCAUCUCAGUUUCCUUAGUGUAUAUGAUAGAAGUAAAGCAAAAAAUAAAGUAUCUUUUAAAAUAGAAACCCAUUAAAAAUUAUUCAGAUGAAAUGUUUGCAACUAAAGAAAACCAGGACACUGAAUUGAAGCACUAAUUGAUGCCUUUGGAGCUGAUUUUCUGCUGUUUAUAAAUUGAGAUCUUCAUGUAGGUCAUAGACAGACAUAAUGAGCUAAUGUGCUAAUAACAACCAAAACAUUACAGGUGUUAUGUAAGAGUUUUUACUGAACACAUCCAUAACUACUGGAAAUAAUAUGUGAAGCAAGUGUUUUCAACGUUAAGGAAGAUUUUUGGAUCAUUCCUCCUCACAGAACUGCUUCAGCUCAGCUAGAUUCUCAUAAGUCUGGUGUAAAUGUCUCUGGUGAUGUCAUUCCACGGCAUCUCUGCUGGGUAAAGGUCAGGGCUCGAUAUUUAGGGUCACUGUGCUGCUGCAUCGCCCAAUUUCUGUCCUGACUUGUGAGAGCUAUGUAAGAUGCUUUGACAAGCAUGGGUAUUCCUUUUCCCUUCAAUAAUGGUGAGCCAUUGUGGCCCAAGAUGGCAAAGCAACUCCAAAUUAUGAUGCAGCCACUACUGUACUUGACCUUUUAGAGUAUCUUUUCCUGUACAGCAUUUUUCCAACAUAAAUAUUCCUGCAUGUUCUUCCCAAAGAAUUCGACUUUAGGUUCACCGGUCCAUAACAUGUUUUCCCAGUGGUGUUGUGGAAUAACGUCCUCUCUGGGAAACUUUCAGGCAAACCUGCUUUUGUUUUUGUCACACCAUAGGAACCACACCUAUUUGAGGUUUUGCUUAUUAUAGACUUGUGUACAUAAACCAUGUUAAAUGAUUUCCUUAGCAUUUUCUUUUCAUGUCAGUGAGCAUUCUGCCUAAAGGAGCCUAAUGGAGUAUUCAGUGUGGAUAAGGCUACACAAUUACUUGUGUGUGAUUAGUUAGACUGCAUUGUACUUAAAAUUGUAACUUAGAUGAAAGUGCGAUCAUAUUUUAAGACCAUUUUUUACAUACAUUUUUCCAAAAAGUUAACUCCUUGGUUUUUCUAUUUCUUUGUUUUUUAUUUCUUUGUUUUUUGCCACUGUUAAAAACUGAGAGUUUAUUUUUGAUAUACAGUUUUGGCAGCUGAAAACAGUCUCCAUUUUAUGAGCUUACAUUAUAUUUCAUAAUCAAAAUAUGUAUUACAGCAUAUAUAAGGUAAAUGUGUUCAACAAAUGUGCACUCUUUGUGUUUAAAGAACAGUAUUUCCUUCUGAAAUGGAGCUGAAACCUGAGAUUCUUUAAAUUCCUGCAUUUAAUUAAAUAAAUGUACUGUUCUGUUCAA